AUGAUACGCAAGGUACAGGGUACUGAAGUCGGAAUGGAAACACUGGAUCAAAAGCAGACGGAAGAUGCAGCGCAUGUCGAAAAGAUUGGAAUUUCUCAUGACAAUACCUUGAAGAAGGCGUCUGAUUGUAUUACAAUCUUGAUACCUCAGCCAUCUGAUGAUCCAGAAGACACGUUGAACUGGAGUCAAGAAAAGAAAUGGGUUAUGUUGAGUGUCGUGGCGUACUGCGCGGUUAUGCCUGAUAUGCAAGCUGCAUUUGGAAUACCACUUGUCCCUGCGCAAGCAAUCGAGUGGGGCAUCAGCAUCGACGAGGCUGGACGCUCUGUAUCAGGCUGUGUUUUUAUGAUAGGAGCUGGCAGUCUCUUCUCAGUUCCGUUGGUCCAGCGCUUCGGGCGACUCCCAGUUCUAUUCAGGUCGAUGUUCAUAUCUUUUUGGAUGACAGUAUUUGCUACACUUGCACCGAGUCCAAUCAGUUUCAUCGUGGCCCGUUGUCUUCAGACGACGUUCUCUGCCGCACCGCAAGUGAUUGGUCUUUCCUUCAUCUACGACUUAUUUUUUUUCCAUGAGCAUGCACGUGCUAUUGGGAUAUGGGCCUGGGCCUUCGUCGAGUCGCCCUUCAUUGGGCCAUUGAUCAGUAGCAUUGUUGCCAACUUUCGACCUUGGCAAGACGCAUUCUGGGUUUGCACCGCAAUGACAGGGCUGGCAUGUAUCCUUGUGAUAAUGCUUGUUCAUGAGACUCUAUAUGACCGAGAUAUAUCUAUUCAGUUACCCGAAAAGGCAGCUGGACCGCUCGUGCGAAGACUGGAAAUGAUUUCCGGUGCAUACGGCGCCAGGGUCAAAGGGCGGCCAUCAUUAGCCAAGAGCUCUAUGAGAAUGCUGGUCAUUGCUUCACGUCCUUACUUUUUCCUCAUUCUUGUCUUUUAUGCAAUGACUUUCAUGUGGUCCGUUGGAGCGAAUACAACCUUGAGCCUCUUCCUUUUCAAGCCCGUCGCGGCUGGCGGUUACGGCUUUAGCCAACUGAGUGUCGGAUUGAUCUACUUUGCUCCCAUCACGGCGACCUUUCUGGGUGAAUUAUUCGGACAUUAUUUCAAUGAUUUUCUCGCGCGCAGGUAUAUGCAGCGACACUCUGGCGUGUUUGAGCCAGAAGCUCGCCUCUGGGUAGUGUGGAUUGCUACUCCAUUUAUGGUCGGCGGCCUCAUAUUAUUAGGCUUCUGUUUCGAGCUUCAUUUUCAUUGGGUAGCAAUUGCCUUUGCCUGGGGCAUCUAUUGCUUUGGUACUCUGAUUUCGACGGUGGGUAUUACAGCAUAUGCUUUAGACAUCUUCAAAGACGAAGCAGCUGAAGCAGCGGCUUUGAUCAACUUCUCGCGUACGAUCUCAGGAUUCAUUAGUUCGAGUGGGCAGCCAAAGUUGGACCAGCUGGAAGUUUUGGAACUCAAGGCGCUAUCUGCUUUGUAG
Messenger RNA from Pseudogymnoascus verrucosus, 1455 nucleotides. RefSeq lists its product as uncharacterized. Gene Ontology annotation, biological process: transmembrane transport. The transcript is spliced from 9 exons. The record is from RefSeq and is a predicted model, not a curated record. Gene Ontology annotation, molecular function: transmembrane transporter activity. Bases 1 to 1455 code for a protein of 484 amino acids. Lineage: Eukaryota; Fungi; Ascomycota; Leotiomycetes; Thelebolales; Thelebolaceae.